AUGGCAACUGCUUCGCACAUUAUCGAAAGAGAAGUCCCCGCUGCGAGCGCAGUCCUCCAUCGCUCACUCAAAAGCGCACCUCCGCACGUCGUAUCGGCAAACGGGAAGUAUUUGACAUUCUCCAAUGGCCAGACCAUUCUAGACUCAACAUGCGGCGCAGCAGUCGCAUGCAUAGGAUCGAACAAUGAACGAGUCAAGAAGGCCAUGGUUGAGCAAAUUGAUAAGUUUGCUUACUGCAACUCCAUGUUCUUUGGCCACGAAAUUGGAGAGGAGUUGGCCAAUGAACUCAUUGCAGGCACGGAUGGUGCCAUGUCAAAAGCGUACAUCAUGUGCUCGGGCUCGGAGGCCAUGGAAUCCGCCAUGAAGAUGGCGCGGCAGUACUUUAUGGAAUUGUCCCCUCAACAGUCUAAGCGAGUCAACUUCAUUGCCAGAGAAGGAUCCUACCACGGCACCACUCUUGGCUCGCUGUCCAUGAGCGGACAUGUCGCGCGGCGGAGUCUCUUUCUCGAUAUGCUGCUGCCCAAUAUUUCCAGGGUAUCGGCUUGUAACCCGUAUCGCGGUAUGCGCGAGGGACAGAGUGUGGAGGAGUACGUUGCUCAGUUGGCCGAUGAACUAGAUCGCAAAUUCCAAGAGCUCGGCCCUCAUACCGUUUGCGCAUUCGUUGCAGAGCCUGUUGUUGGCGCGACUCUAGGUUGUGUUCCGGCUGUGCCUGGAUAUUUCCAAGCCAUGAGAAAGGUCUGCGACAAGUACGGCGCCCUUCUCAUCUUGGAUGAGGUCAUGUCGGGCAUGGGUCGCUGCGGCUCCUUACACGCUUGGCAGCAAGAAGGCGUUGUCCCUGAUAUUCAGACACUUGCAAAGGGCCUCGGCGGCGGGUACGCGCCCAUGGCGGGUAUGCUGAUCAACCACCGCGUGGCGGAUGCCCUCAGAAACGGGACCGGGUCGUUCUCCCAUGGACAUACUUAUCAAGGUCACCCGGUGGGAUGCGCCGCUGCACUAGAGGUCCAAAGGAUUAUUCGUGAAGAAAACCUCAUCGACAACGUCCGAAAGCAGGGCAAUCUUCUCGAGGAACGCUUGCGGUACUACUUGGAAGACCAUCCUCAAGUUGGCAAUAUCCGAGGCAAAGGCCUGUUUUGGGGGAUUGAGUUUGUCAAGGACAAACAAAGCAAGGAGCCGUUUCCAAGAUCGGAGGACAUUGCCAACAAAACUCACUUGAUUGGUUUCAACGACUUUGGUAUUAGCUUGUAUCCUGGAAACGGAACAAAGGAUGGUGUCUUGGGUGAUCAUGUCCUGCUUGCGCCUGCAUAUACCAGUACGAGUGAGGAGAUUGAAGAAAUUGCAUCCAAAACUCGGGAUACUAUAUUGAGGACAUUCGAGGGCAUUGGAACAGGCACCGGUAUUUAA
Messenger RNA from Colletotrichum orchidophilum, 1401 nucleotides. Its product is annotated as aminotransferase class-III. The coding region runs from base 1 to 1401 and encodes 466 amino acids. The record is from RefSeq and is a predicted model, not a curated record. The transcript has 6 exons. Lineage: Eukaryota; Fungi; Ascomycota; Sordariomycetes; Glomerellales; Glomerellaceae. Gene Ontology annotation, cellular component: cytosol. Gene Ontology annotation, molecular function: transaminase activity; pyridoxal phosphate binding.